Molecule: messenger RNA, 971 nt
Organism: Salpingoeca rosetta
Lineage: Eukaryota; Choanoflagellata; Craspedida; Salpingoecidae
Exons: 5
Coding region: 176-703 (175 amino acids)
Biological process (GO): autophagy of mitochondrion
Cellular component (GO): mitochondrial outer membrane
Source: RefSeq, a predicted model, not a curated record
CAAUAUUCCAGCCAAAGACGACACAGUCACACACACGCUUUGCUCUUGCACGUCCUUUCACCGCACGACGUCUCACAAGCAAGACAGCGCCACUCACGACACAAACAACAGACAGCAACAACAACAGCAACAAGAGCAAGCACCUGAACGACAACAGACGGCAGCAGCAUCGGAGAUGUCGUCUCGAAAGGGCGCGCGAACGGUCGUCGAAGAAGAGGAUGAUGAUGGCCAGGAAGAGGAUGAGGUUGAGGAAGAAUGGCUGGAAGAGGACGAGAUUGAGACGGAGGGUGCGAGGCGAUUCCAUGGCCAGGGCCGGACACCUGCUGGCGUCAGCGAUAGUGGAGACACCUCGCUCGACUUUCGCUUCCUCGCAGGCCCACUCUCCACCACCUUCUCCGUUGGCACCCUCACGGGAGCGUGUGCUGCAUCUGCCGUGAAGAAAGUGGGGCGCAUGUCUGCAGGCUUCAUUGGCGCAGGCUUUCUCGCUCUGCAGCUCCUCGCAUACAAGGGGUACGUAACUGUGCACUGGGACAAAAUUGAGCACGAUGUCACAUCCAUCCUCGACCGCGAUGGCGACGGCAAAGUGUCGCAAGCCGAUCUCCAAUACUGGCAGCACCAGCUGGCGAAGAUGGCGACGUUCCAGCUGCCGGCGUCCAUGGCCGGCUUUGGUGUCGGAUUCGGCCUCGGCCUCAAGUACCUGUGAGCAACAGACUGCAGCGUGACUCGCAGCAUUGUGCUGGCUGUACACCGUCUCGUCUUCGACCUUCACACACGUUACCGGCUCAACCAAUCCAAUCUUGCUUCUUCACUCAACGGAAUUCACUUGUAUGCAUGACUGCAUGGCUUACAUUGUGCUGAUUUCUACCCAUGUCGUUGUUCGUGUUGUUGUUCUAAUGGAUGGUCCAACUUAUCAAGCAUAAAGCACAACAAUGUUCCAAAACACACGCGUCAAGCACAACAUACACAAAGAC